CUUGGUCUUUCCGGGUCCUUCCACGUUACACCCCUACUCCUGCCAAUCCCCAACAGGAGGGGGAAACCCGAGGGACCCCCUAGUUGGUCAUAUCCAAGAAGCUAUCCAAGAUCAUGGUGAUUUACAUCAUUGUGUUUGUCUAAGAAUUAGCAAUUCUAGAUCUUGGAUCCACUUGUAUUAAUUUUUGUGCAUAAAAUAGGAACCCAGAUUUAUUCUUGUACAGAGGCCCAGACAGUGGAGGUCAGAGUUCAAGAGGAGGCUAUACCUGUGCUGGAUUUUACCAGGAGGCAACAUUUUACAGGGAUAGAAAUGCGUAAAAGCAGCUGGCAGAAUAGGAGACGUGGGAGAAGAAGCCACCCACAGACCUCGAGGCUCAGACAACAGAGUUCUGAGAGGCAUGAUGCGGAGUCACAGCAGUGCUCUCCAGACUCCGGCCCUGGCAAUGAGGAGGCUCCAUCGACCUCAUCCGGCGCAGCUGGGAGUUCCUCUGCGCCAGAUCUACCAGGGUAUUACUUUGACCCUGAAAAGAAACGCUACUUCCGUUUGCUUCCUGGACAUAACAACUGCAACCCCCUGACGAGGGAGAGCAUCCGGCACAAAGAAAUGGAGAGCAAACGCUUAGCCCAUGAACUGCGAGUGAGCUGCAUGCAGAGACAGAAGGUCCUGAUCCAGAGCUCAGAUCCCUCUGCUUUGGCGAGUGACCGAUUUAACCUCAUACUGGCGGAUACCAACAGCAGCCGGCUUUUCACGGUGAAUGAUGUCAAAGUGGGAGGCUCCAAGUAUGGCAUCAUCAGCCUGCAGGGUCUGAAGAUCCCCUCACUCAAGGUGCAAAUGCACGAAAACCUCUACUUCACCAACCGCAAGGUGAACUCAGUGUGCUGGGCUUCGCUGAACCACUUGGACUCCCACAUUCUACUCUGCCUUAUGGGAAUUGCAGAGACUCCGGGCUGUGCCACCCUGCUCCCAGCCUCACUGUUCGUCAGCAGUCACCCAGCAGGAGACCGGCCCGGCAUGCUCUGCAGUUUUCGAAUCCCAGGGGCCUGGUCCUGCGCCUGGUCCCUGAACGUCCAGGCAAAUAACUGCUUCAGUACAGGCUUAUCUCGGCGGGUCCUGGUGACCAACGUGGUGACAGGACAGCGGCAGUCAUUUGGGACGAGCAGUGAUGUCUUGACGCAACAGUUUGCCCUCAUGACUCCUUUGCUGUUUAACGGCUGUCGUUCCGGGGAGAUUUUUGCAAUUGAUCUGCGUUCUCGAAAUCAGGGCAAGGGCUGGAAGGCCUCCCGCCUGUUCCAUGACUCAGCAGUGACCUCUGUGCAGAUCCUCCAAGAAGAGCAAUGCCUGAUGGCGUCUGACAUGGCUGGAGCGAUCAAGCUAUGGGACCUGAGGACCACUAAGUGUAUACAGCAAUAUGAAGGUCACGUGAACGAGUACGCCUACCUGCCGCUGCACGUGCACGAGGAGGAAGGAAUUGUAGUGGCAGUGGGCCAAGACUGCUACACAAGAAUCUGGAGCCUCCGUGACGCCCACCUGCUCAGAACUAUACCCUCCCCACACCCCACCUCCAAGGCCGACAUCCCCAGCGUGGCCUUCUCCUCUCGGCUAGGGGGCCUCCAGGGCGCUCCAGGGCUGCUCAUGGCCGUUCAGCAGGACCUGUACUGCUUCUCGUAUAACUGACAGGCAGGGUGUGUGGGUUGGAUGUAAGGGAGUACAGAGUGGUCGCCCCUCCUGCAGUGCUGCUUCUAGAGAGGGCAUUUCAAACGCUGCUCCCUGUGCGCAGCUCCCAGUUCAUCUGGCUGCUAAGGAGAUGCUGUUUUAUGUGGAGACACUUUUGUAAAGUUACUUCAGUUUAUUUGUGGGCUCAGAGAGCUUAACCGUCCUUUUCAUAAAAGGUAUCUACCUAUUUCCAUUUUUUAUUCAAUUGCUUAGCCUAGUCCCCACCCCACCCCCCACACUCUUUUUUAACAAAAAAGUUGAGGGCUGAAAAUUGAUAGUAACCAAAGUUUUUUUUUUUUUCUUUUCACCAAAAGCCCUUCAAGAAACCUAGUAAUGAGACUGGCUGAGACUUCGAGGGUGGUCAGUGCCUGGGUCCCAGAAAGACAUGCAUCUAUGCGUGAGAAAGACACCCGGCCACCGGGGACAGGGAGGGAAGUCAGCCCCUGAGUCGCUAGAGAAGCAGCAGCUGGAGUUGGGAAUCGUUAAGCCAGUCUUCUCAUGUAAGUUCACUCGAGAAUAACAGAUCUCUGUUACCCUUUUACUAUUCAUACGCAGUGGAGGGAGAAGUGGGCCUUUCCAUAAUAAGGGUCUUUAACAGGCCGCACGUGCCAGAUGUUAGGUGCAGCAGUCUUGUUUCUGUCAUCAUGACUUGAACGUCGGGUUCAAGGGCCCCCACCUCAAAGAAAGUUGGCUUUUACUUUUUGCAAUCUAAAGCAGCAGCUGGAGAGACGUUUAUACAAAGUACUAAAGAAUCUUACUAUCUUUCUACCAAAAAAUAAAGUAGA
Molecule: messenger RNA, 2498 nt
Organism: Condylura cristata (star-nosed mole)
Lineage: Eukaryota; Metazoa; Chordata; Mammalia; Eulipotyphla; Talpidae
Gene: DCAF4
Product: DDB1 and CUL4 associated factor 4
Exons: 15
Coding region: 310-1674 (454 amino acids)
Cellular component (GO): Cul4-RING E3 ubiquitin ligase complex
Molecular function (GO): protein binding
Source: RefSeq, a predicted model, not a curated record